AUGCGGCGUCUGCAGCCGGCGGAGGGGGAAGUGGAGCUGGCGUGUGGAGGCAAUUCCUCUGUGGUAGAUGUAGAGACUGAUGGCAUGGUAGGCCCUUCGCUGAGCCAUGAGGCAGCUCCAAGGUCCAGGGACCAGGUGGCAGUGGUGAAGAUGACUUCUAAAGGAUCUGGACGGGAAAGGGAGCUGCAGAGAGUGGGGUGGGUUUUGUGUGGGGGAGCGGGGCUGAUUCUGCAGGGAGGGUGUCCCUGUCUCUCACCAGCCCCGGGGCCUUUUCCUACAGACACUGUCGAUUGCGAGGGCCGCAGCCUGCUCAAGACCUUUGUGGCGGCUUCAGUGCGCAGGGGGGAAUCCGUCCAUGUUUUUGGCUUUGAAAUCCCCGAGGAAGAGUUCCGGGCUGGCUUUGACCCUGAUGUGGCUGCACAGUUGCUAUAUCAGGAUGGGUUUACAGAUCCCCUAUGCUGGAACGGGAAGACAGGGGGAUUCAGGGUGGAGGAGUUCUCAGUACUGGGGGUGGUGACGCGCUUGCAACGAGGACCUGUGGGAUCUGCCACCAUCAUCCUGGACUCACUCAGUUGGCUUCUGCUGCACCGGCCUGUGCCUGCCCUGUGCCAGACACUGGCACAGAUCCCGAGGGCUGCUGCCAAUGCAGGCCUGCGUGUGACGAGGAUCGUGGUCUUGCUGCAUGGGGACCUGCACCCCCUGGGCCUGGUGGACACACUCCACUCCCUAGCCCGAGCUGUAGUGUGGGUGGGGCCAGCCCCGGAGGGCAUGAGGAGCAAGGAGGAUGCCCACCAACUAGCCUCCAUGCUGCAGCGCAAGGGGAGCGGGAAAGUUGUUAAGAAGGAGGAAUAUUUCUCCAUCCUGACUGGCUUCACCCUGAAAGCUUUUGGAGAGCCCACCAGGAACACACCCCCAGAUGAGGAUGCUGACUCCCACUCUGCGGUGGACACUGCCGCCUACCUGACCUUCAACCUGCAGCUGUCGGACACAGAGCGCCAGGCUCGGGACAGGGUGCCGCUGCCUUUCCAUUUCAGUGCCCAAAAGAAGUCAUCUCUGCUUGAGGCCUCGGCUGGAACUGGAAAGAUCUAUUAUGAACCGGAUGCCACAGAUGACCUGGACGAAGAGGAUCCAGAUGAUGACCUGGAUGUGUGAGAACUGAGGAGGGUGUGUGAGGCCUCUUCAGCUUCGAUGGAGCCCCAGAUCUCUGUCUGGGAUGGAGCCCAGUUCUGGUGCUGCCAUAUCUAGGAUGGGGCAAUACCCAGGAGUGCACUGCUGACACCUGCUUAGGGGCAGAGAAAGGGUGGUUGUUUUUGUGAGGUCACGUGGUGCCAUCAGGCUUUUGACUGGAGUUAGUAUCUGACUAGGAGUGGGGCUGAGUUGUGGCCCUGGCCCCUCUUUCCCCAUAAAGCCCCCCUAUCAUUCUGCUGUCCCUCACAUCUCUACCACUUCCCCUUGUGGCAUGGGAAUGGACUUCCAUAAAGGACCCGGAGUUGGAUGGGAACUGGCAUCCUGUAGAGGGAAUGGGUCCUGUGGCUCAUUCCCUGACCUUCUGAGCCAGCUGGGAUUGGAGCCAGCUCUGUUUGUAGAGGUACGACUCAUCCUGCUUCAGUAGAGAGAAGGCUCCCCUCCCCCCCACUCUUAAAACUAGCUGAUUCCCUUUUUUGGUAGAAUGUACAAAAAAAACUCAACGUCCAUUGCUGCUGCCUCUGCCAGACCCCCAUGUUGUUCCCUUGUUUGUAUAAACCAUGUGCCUUGUGCAGCAAUUAAAUGAAA
Molecule: messenger RNA, 1773 nt
Organism: Pelodiscus sinensis (Chinese soft-shelled turtle)
Lineage: Eukaryota; Metazoa; Chordata; Testudines; Trionychidae
Source: RefSeq, a predicted model, not a curated record